GUGUCUGACAGGACGCCAUUCGCUCGCAGCGCAAAAACAGUCGGAGUGAAAGUUGGUUCGAUUGAUUUUUCUCGCGCAUUUCUCCCAGGUUUUUCGUGCUCAAUUGUCGUGAAAGUUCCUGCAAAAGGUGCAAGAUGACAUCAACAAACGUGACUGUUGGCUUUGGAGAUCGUUCUUCGUCGCGCAUUCUCAAGCCACCAGGUGGUCAGUCGGUGUUGGCUUUUGGCUCAGGUGAAGAAGUGCGCCCCAAUCCACCGCGCCCCAAGUAUGAUCAGCAGAAUUCAUCGAAUUUGUUUGGGUGCAUGGGAGCCCCGGAUCCCACGGUGAGAAAUGACAAACCCGUGGAGCCUUCAGCACAGCCUGAGGCUCCAGUGGAGGCCUCUCAGGAGGCACCUGAGAGGCCCCCAGAGACGGCAGCUAUGGAGAAUACGGCAGCAAGAGCAGCUCCAGCACCAGCUCAGGCUGCCCAGCAGUCAUCGAGGGGACGAGUGCCACCAGGAGGCUAUUCCGCAGGAUUCUGGUAACCCUUCCCUUUCAAAAAAUCACCCCUCUCCUGAUCCAAUUGGGAGGAAUGAGUGUGAGAGACCAAAAAAAAAAUUAUAAUAAUCGCACCAAAAAGAGCGUUCCCGUGUGACUCUGGGCCUUUCAUUUUGCCAUGGGAACCUCUGUCUUUGUGAACCAAACUCUCCUAACUGUUUGCUUCCCUCCUGAGAUUGUGAGCUCUGUAUUUUGUAAUUGUAUAGCAAUUGUUACAAUUCUUUUUUUUAAUAAUUUUCACUUCCAUGACCGUGAGACGUGUGUUUGAUAAGCACAAAAAUAUUUAAUCAAUUUUCGUUGCAUUUCUUUUCUGCCAUCACAGCGAAAAAAAAGGCGUUGUUAACGUAUCUUCGUAACGAAGAGAUAAUUUUUUAUAUUGACUCUCCCUCCGCCUCUUUUUAAUCAUACUUCAUCAAAUGAAACAACAUACAAGUCUUUUAAUAAAUUGUUUCGCGUAUUUAUAGUAACCAAAUAAAAUUGUAAUGAUUCAAUAAAAUUGAUUGGAAAUA
Messenger RNA from Phlebotomus papatasi, 1046 nucleotides. Its product is annotated as translation initiation factor IF-2. The transcript has 2 exons. The record is from RefSeq and is a predicted model, not a curated record. Bases 135 to 524 code for a protein of 129 amino acids. NCBI's taxonomy places the organism in Eukaryota, Metazoa, Arthropoda, Insecta, Diptera, Psychodidae.